UCACUGCGUAAUCCUUCUUUUAUUUUGAUCCUCCAAAAACAUGCCUAAAAAUUGUUUGGCAGGGAACAAAAGCAUCGCACAUUUGACGUUUAGAUCGGGGUAUACAGUACUGUAGUGGACUUUUCCCCCUUUUCCCGACCUACCAUGUCGAAUAUAUUUCAAAUCAAAUCUUUAUAUAAAUAAAAAUCCAAAAUUUACCUGUACUCUUGCCGUGCUUUAGAGGAUAAAAUCUUUCGGAUGCCUUUUGUACGGAGCAGAUCGGAGCAGACGGGUAAAAAGGAAAAUGAAUUCACCGGACACGCCAAACCUUACUCGUGUGAAGAAGAAUCACAACAGCUCGCUGCUGCAUCCGGCCCGACUCGUCGACCCGGAAGCCGAGCCCGAUUAUAUGAAGCAAAAAGAGUCAAAAGCGGUGACCGGUCUACCCGGUCUCCCUUUCACUCUCUCUCAUACAAGCAGGUCGUUUCUAUUCUAAUGGCAGUUGGCAAGCAUUUAGUAUGAGUAGCAUUUCAGCGUAAUCUCGCUGCAAAACUGGAAUUUUCGGCAACUGAGUCCCCUGUUUCUACUGUAAUCUCACUCUGAGAGAAGACGCAUUUCGUCUCCCUGCUCUCUAGCGUCGUUUAUGUGUUCACACUACCUUUAUCGAGCAUUUUUUACCGAGUUCAAAGAGUUACAUUAGUUGAUCCCAGUUGAUAAUUUGAGUUCAUCACCACUGUGAACAAGCCUGUUGUUAGUUGGAUUAAGAGUAUAUAUCGCGUUAACGAAAUCAUGGGGACCGGAAUAUGUUCUACUCGGGUAUUAUUACCUUUUUGUGAGGAGAGUGGUGAUGAAGAACUGUCUGUUCUUCCAAGGCACACAAAAGUCAUUGUGACAGGAAACAAUAGAACAAAGAGUGUUCUGCUGGGACUGCAGGGUGUUGUCAAGAAGGCUGUUGGACUAGGCGGUUGGCAUUGGCUGGUUCUAAAGAAUGGUGUUGAAGUGAAGCUCCAAAGGAAUGCUUUGAGUGUGCUUGAGGCUCCCACUGGAGAUGAAGAAGAUAAUGAUAAUGACUUUGAUGACUCUAGCAGUGGUUCUGAAGUUGGUGAAAAAGCCAAUCAUCAUUUUUCAACUGGUGGUGUUGAGUAUAGAAAGGUUAGCCAGUCAAGGGUUCGUUACACUCGGCCGUGGGUUCCGCCUACAUCUGCAAAAUCAAUCAGCCGUUGUAGCAACAAAGGUGUCGAAACUAAAUAUUGUCGUGUGUAUCAACAGAGAGUGAACUUCGCAAAAGUAGGAACCAGCUCAUUGUGGAGAUAUUGGCGACACUACAACCUCCAAACUGUAAAUACUCCUAACCCAACCAAGGCUCAACUGGUCAGUGCCGUCCAGCGGCAUUUUGCUUCGCAGCGAGUUGAUGAGGUGCAAGUGGUGGUGGAGUUCAUCCGCGCGGCAAAGAGACUGAGAUCAGCUCACCUGCACUGAGAUUGAUUGGGUUAAGACUCGUGUGAUUGGAUUCAAUAACAUAUUUAUAUAUGGAUGCACCCGGGUCGGUCAUGGUUCCGGGCUGAGACUGCCCGGUCCAAAAAAAUUGGUUUGGUUCGGGUCAGAACCGCUUUUUUCUGGGUCUGGGCUGGUUCCGGGUAUCCGGCUGUUAUUUUUUUUCUUUUUUGGCAAGACUGAAGCCUAAAAAAGGAAUCCAGGUCGGGAUGGAAACCAAGAUUGGAACCGCCCGGUUCGGUCCCCAAAACUGUCAAAAUAAAUGUCAUCUAGUGUUUAGGUAGUCGAGACGAAAUCGGGCAAGAACGUUGGGUCGUUGGGCAUUGAUCAUUUGAUUGCUUGUUUAUAGUGUAUUUGUUUUUAAAAAUUCACUUUAAUCAAGUUAAAUAUAUAUUUGCAUAUUACAUGGUUAACGACUUUUGAGGCCCGUUAUGAGUGUCUAAAUCUACUCAUUGAGCUUUUGUCUAAGGCUAGUCCUUUUUUUGAUUUGAUUGUAAUGAUGUUUGGUUUGGUAAUUUGAAGGUAAAUGAUUUCCAUCCAAUAUAAUUCACUAAGAGUGUGUUUGAUAAACGGCCCAUUAGUCAUUUUUUUGACUCUUGAAUAUGUGAAACAGCUAUUCCAUUUGUCCCAUAAUUUUUUUUUUGGUUUGACUUGGAUGAAGUUUAAGGGGAAUGAUGAGAUUAAGGGAGGUGUCUUCAAUAAUGAUUUGAAUGGAUUUUUAAAGAUUGUGGAUUUCAUGGAUUUUCAUGGAAUUUUACAGAUUUUACAAGACUCUUCUAGAAUAGGGAUGGACCCGGGCCGGUCCGGUUCCAGGUCCGGGCGUCGGGCGGGCUUUUUUUUGCAAAUUCUUGGGCCCGGAACCGGCCCAGGUUGAUAUCGAGUCCGGGCCUAACCGGGUCGGGUCGGGCCCGGUUCAAUGUCUAUUUUUUUUUGAUUUCUUGUUAUCCCCCGACCCCCCACCCUCACCCCACCCUCAAACCUCCCCAUAACACCCAGCUCUACCCUAGGAAAAGAAAAAAAAUUGAAAAACAAAAAAAAUGACCCGAGCCCGGCCUGAACCGGUCCUGAGCCCGGCCCGCCUGACCCGCCCAAACGGGUUAAAAGCUCGGAACCGGCCAACCGGUCCUGGUCCGGUCCGGGCCCGCAUAGUAGCGGGCCGGCCCGGUUUAGUCCAUCCCUAUUCUAGAAUCCUAUGAAUUUCCAUAUGGCAGAAUUAUAUGGAUUUCUGUGGAUUUAGUUCCUUGAUUUGGACGUGCACGGUGCACCGCGUGAACUUCCUUUCACCAAAAACCAGAUCCUUCCCGUAGGAGUACAUGAGUGAUGAGUGAUGUGAUGACUUCCUUGGCUUGCAGCGACGAGCUGACGACAACCACGACAACCACUGGUCAGCAUCGACAUCGCCUCCUUGUCUGGUUAGAGACCAACGUUGCAGACGCCCGCUUAAUCGUCGCCUCCAUCUCAAAUGGAAAUUUCAGAUAGCUACCAUCACCCCGUUUGUCGUCCAUGAAGAGUAUAGUCAGCGACGGAGACUCACCUACGUCUUCCUCCCUUUCGGUGGAAGUAGCGGUCAAUUCCUAACAACUAUGGCGCAAGAAGAAGAGGAGAUAAAAGAAAUGGAGAAGUGCGCGAUGGCUUCCGGAUUUGAAAUCCAAGGGGGUCGAUGGGAUUGUGCGUGGAAUGGUUUGUGCGUUAAUUUGUAUAUGAAAUCCAUCAAAAUCAGCUCAAAUCAAUAAUAUUAAAAAUCCAUGGGAUGGUCGGGGAUAACUAGAUUUCAAGAGUAUAAAAAUCUAUUUUGAGGACACCUAAAUUGUCAUGGAAUUCGAAGUUCCUUUCAAAUCCAAAUUGGGGACAGCCCAGUAAAUUGCAGGGCAUGUUAUACAUGUAUGAUUGUGGUUGAGUAAGAAAAAAAGUAAAUGAAAGUUAGUCAAACAAAACUUUUCAAAAAGGGGAAUGAGAAGAAUUUUUUGAGACAUCCUAAAAAGAUAAAUGAGAAGAAUUUUAAGGGACGAAUAGAGUAUUUAAGUAUUUGCCUAUUUGGUAAACUGUAAACGGAUUUUUGAUUGACUAUUUGCUAUGAAAAAGUAAAAAAUGUAAAGCCACUUCAAGUCAUUUUUCCAUAACGGUUUUAUGAUAUUAUUAUUAUUAUACGUAGUUCAUUAGAAGUUUAAUAUACCCUGCAAUUUAAUUCACAUCAUUUAUCAUUGGGAAAACUGUCAAAUCAGUCGAUCUACUACGUCGAAAAAGUCAAUUGAGUCAACGUACUAUUUUUUCAACCAAUUAAGUCUAUCAAGUUACAAAAAAUGACCAAUUUUGCCUUUUAUCCGGUGACCGACCGGUUUCCUAGCUUGUCAAUCUGCCUACAUGGACAUCCACGUGGCUUUUUUUGCCUUGAAAACGCUGAUUUGGCUCGUCCAUGUGGCAUUCGAGCCUCCUUCUCCUUUUCCCUGCAACUCUUCAUCUUUCUCCCCCUUUUCUUCUUUCUUAUUCUCUUCGUCUCUUGCUUCUUCUUUAUCUUUUCUUUCUUUAUACUCUUCUCUUUUUUCUUGCUUCCUCCCUUCUCUACCUCUCCAUCUUUCUAUGCUGUCAACCCCGUCGAGCUCUGCCGCCGCUGUCACCAUCGGCGUCAAGCUCCGCCACCACCUUCCCCGUCGCCGUCUGGUUUCCAUCGAAGAAGAGCAAGGGUUUUCGUUGGGUUUCCGCCGGGUUGCCUUCUCUGGGCAUGGAAUGAAAGAAGGUGGAUAGAAGGUUGAGUGGAGAAGAAGAGAAAGAGGAAGAAGAAAUGGAAAGAAAAGGGAAAGGAGAAGGGGGCGGGCAAGAUUGCAAGAGUGAAGGGAGGAGGAGGUUGAAUUGGGUGUGAGUGUGGGGUAGAAGCAGUGGAGAAAAAGAUGAGAUUGAAGAAUAGGGGAGAAGGAGUUGUAGGGAGAUUGAAGAAGAAGGGGAAAAAAGAAAAACAGGGAACGAAGAAGGGGGGGUUGCCGGCGGCCGAUGAAUAAGGGGGACGACGAACCAGAGGAAAAAAGGGAAAAGGAAAGAAAAUUAAAAGAGAAAAGAAGGGAAAAAGAAAAGGGAAAAAAAGGAAAAAGUAUAAAACAAAAGCUUAGGUGACAUCCACGUCAGCAAUAAAAAGGGUCACCGGUUGUUUAACGGUCAAAUGACAAAUUGGUUAAAAUUUGAGACUUUGUGUACCCAAUUGAUUGAUAAAAUAGUACAUGAAAUUAAUUGACUUUUUAAAGAUAGUACGUAGACUAAUUUGACAGUUUUUCCUUUAUCAUUUAAUAAUUACUACAUAUUUAAAAACUGAUAUACAAUUACAUGUGGUGAGCAUGCAGUCAUUCUACGUGAAUGACUUCAAUUUUCUUUUAUGGGAAGAAUGGAAUUCAUAAUUAGGUGAACUUAUUCCAUCACCCUACGUUUCAGAUUUCUCGUGUGGACAAAAAUACUAGAGAAUAAUGUAGAAAAAACCCAAUAAUAUUACACGUGGGAAAAUGAUGGAUAAAAACGUAACUUAGUAAUUUUUAUUUAUUACAAUUUAUUUUAGAGGAUAAAUUCUACAAUUUGCAAUUACAAUUCAUUAAAUGCGGAUUUCCUUCUGAGAAUUAUUACGAUAUAUGGUCACAAAAUUAUUAGUAGAUAAAUAAACAAUAUAAUAAUGAUUACAAUGUUUUAUUGAAAUUAUUAAAACCAAUAAUCACUCAAUUAACAUGUUAGUACAACACUAGUUUUCGUUAAUGCUACUAUUGCAGAUUGAGGGAUAUUCUAAGUUCUAACACCAAGAAAAGUUUAGCACUAAAAUAUUUGCCCUAAAUAGGACUAAAAUAAUAGGAAAGUUCUUAAAUAGGACUACCCCUAAUUUAAUCCCUAAAUAGGACUAAAUUAGAUAGUAUUCCAAUUCUACCCUUCUCUCCCUAAUCCUAUCCGCACAAUCUCCUUUGCUGUACUUUUCUUUCCUUCCCCAUCCCCUCUCUCCUUCUCCAUCACUUUUCUCCUUCCCCAUCCCUUAUCUUGCAUCUACAACCAUCAUAAAUCAAGAUCUCUAUUUCUAUUUUUUCUCCUCUUCAAUAAUUAGUUCAAUUUUGUUCUGCCGAUCUCGAUUUCUUUAUCUCCGAUUAUUUUCAGUGAUAUGGACGAUGAAUAUUCCCUUCUCCAUUUCCGGCCACCAGUGAGCGGCGAGCGGCGGCAAAUGAUGAGCGGCCACCAGUGGAUGACAACAAGGAUCACUAAUGUCAUUAAGAUGGCAUUACCACUACAAGAUGGCACUUGAGUUGUAGUCAUACCAGAUUCAAGACCAGAUCUAAGAUCUAAAUUGAUUGGCUCACCGGAGGCAGCGGUGCCAGAAAUCGUGGUGGCAUCUUGUUGUGUCAACGCCGACCACGACUGCAGCGGCAAUUGAAGGCGGCGGCGAUUGACGGCGGCGGCAACUUGUCUAGGCGGUGGUUGGUGUCGGCGUCCCUUGGAGUCUAUCUCCUGGCGUUGGUUGUGUGAGAGGAGAGCGGAGCAGUGGAUUACAGCUUGCAUUAAAUUAUUAUUCUGCGGAGUAUUUUUAGAAAUCAAUUAGGCUGUACGUUCAUUAAGGGUAUAUAUGUCCACACAUGUAUUUUUACUCCUAUGUUACUCUAUGGAACCUUGGAGUCCUAUUUUUGCACUUUUAUUAUCUUUUAGUCCUAGAUAGGGAAUUUACUCUUAGCACUACCCAUGUUUUUACUUGGAUUCUUUGUAAUCCUAGAUUAGACUAUAUUAGAC
This is a messenger RNA of Cuscuta europaea, 6213 nucleotides long. Lineage: Eukaryota; Viridiplantae; Streptophyta; Magnoliopsida; Solanales; Convolvulaceae. The record is from the annotation of a GenBank genome assembly.